Molecule: messenger RNA, 1788 nt
Organism: Babjeviella inositovora NRRL Y-12698
Lineage: Eukaryota; Fungi; Ascomycota; Pichiomycetes; Serinales
Product: phosphoribomutase
Exons: 2
Coding region: 1-1788 (595 amino acids)
Biological process (GO): purine ribonucleoside salvage; carbohydrate metabolic process
Molecular function (GO): magnesium ion binding; phosphopentomutase activity
Source: RefSeq, a predicted model, not a curated record
AUGUCCGAGAUUGAUAACCUAGUUCAACAGUGGUUGGCCAUCGAUGUGAACCCCGUCACCCGCCAGCAGAUCAUCAACUUGCACCAACAAAACGACACCGCCCAAUUGCGCGCUCUUCUUGCCACACGGAUUUCCUUCGGAACCGCCGGUUUGAGAGCCCGUAUGGAAGCCGGAUUUAGUCGCAUGAACGAUGUGACCGUCUUGCAGGCGUCGCAGGGGCUCGCGGUGUACGUGCAAGCGCGGACGCCAACCGGGAGCAUCGUUGUGGGGCACGACCACAGGCACAACUCCAGGCGCUUUGCUGAGUUGACCGCGGGUGCCUUUCUUCUGCGAGGAAUGAAGGUGUACUACUUGGGAAACACCGACACCACGAGUGACCUAGCCUCCAUUGUCGCUACACCACUCGUGCCAUUUGCUGUGGAUCACCAUGACGCUUCGUGCGGUGUAAUGGUUACCGCAAGUCACAAUCCUGCGGCUGACAACGGCUACAAGGUGUACUGGGGCAACGGGUGCCAAAUUAUCCCUCCGCAUGACCACGGCAUUUCUGAGUCCAUCUUAGACAGCUUACCUGUGGAAGCGGGGUCCUGGGACACCACGGCGUUGUUUGCACGCGGAAAGCAGGACGGCUUGUUGGUUGACUGCCGCGAGGAGAUGAUUUCCGGCUACAUCGCUGCCAUCGGUAAAAAGUUGGUGUGCCCUAGCAGCACCGUCACGGACGUCAGGUUCGUGUACACUCCGAUGCACGGGGUUGGCUUGCCAUUUGUCACCAAGGCUUUCGAGCAGCUUGGCUUCGCCAGCUUUGUUACUGUCAAGGAGCAGGCCCUUCCAAACCCAGAAUUCCCCACGGUUGAGUUUCCAAACCCGGAAGAGAAGGGCGCGUUGGCGUUGGCGAUGCGUGAGGCUGAUUCUCAGAAUAUCGACUUGGUGAUUGCUAACGACCCCGACGCUGACAGAUUUUCCGUUGCCGUCAAAAACAACGGUGCGUGGAGACAGCUCACGGGUAACGAGAUCGGGUUCCUCUUUGCCGACUACACUAUCGAAAUCAUGAAGGCUCGUGGGACGGACUUGAGCCAGGUCUUCUUACUCAAUUCAACUGUUUCGUCUCAGAUGAUUGGUUCGUUAGCUACGGUUGAGAAGUGUCACUAUCAGGACACAUUGACCGGGUUUAAGUGGAUCGGAAACAAGGCGCUUGACCUUGAAGCUCAGGGGUUUAAGGUGCCGUUCGCCUACGAGGAGGCUAUCGGUUUCAUGUUCUCGGUCGUGCAUGACAAAGAUGGAAUUUCUGCUGCUGUGGUGUGGUUACAAAUGGUGGACGCCUGGAACCAGCAAGGUACGAAUGCUGUCGAAAGGUUGGAGCGGGGGUUCGGUAAGUACGGCUUCUUCAAGGAGCACAAUGGCUACUAUGUAGUACCGGAUCUUUCAUUGACCAAGACGAUCUUUGACUCCGAGAUUCGCACUGAGAGUCACCCUAGCCAUAUUGGCGAGUUCUCGGUGGUAUCCUGGCGUGACUUGACAGUGGGCUACGACUCCACAACGGCCGAUAACGUGCCCGUGUUGCCCUCCGACCCGUCCUCCCAGAUGAUCACUGCCACGUUAACCACAAAAAAACAGGACUGCCUAAUCAGGCUCACCGCCAGAGGCUCCGGGACCGAGCCAAAGUUGAAGGUUUACAUCGAGGGCAAGGCCGAUACUGAAGAGAAAGCCGCUCAGUGCUCACGUAAGGUCUGGGAGACGUUAAGAGAGGUGUGGUUCAAGCCGAAAAAGUAUGGGCUCAAGGAAGUCGCAUAA